Cercopithifilaria johnstoni is the source of this 2211-nucleotide messenger RNA. The record is from the annotation of a GenBank genome assembly. Lineage: Eukaryota; Metazoa; Nematoda; Chromadorea; Rhabditida; Onchocercidae.
AUGAAUGUAGCAGAUAAGAAUGUAAAAUUGCGAAAAUUCACAUUAUUAGCAUGGGGAAUCAUAAUACCACUUCUCAUUGCUGCUGUCAUCGUACUUGGUAGCUUGUAUAUGAUUUUGAGAACGGAACUUCAGAAACACAACGUUGCUGCUCAACCUUUUGGUCACUAUGAUCUAUGUACAUGCAAAAAAAAGUUUGAUAUACCUCCAUUACUCAUCGUUAGUUUUGAUGGUUUCCGAGAUAGUUACUUGGAUAAAAAUAUCACACCAACAAUCCAGCGUUUGAUCAACUAUGGUACCCAUAGCAAAUAUAUGUUACCAACAUUUCCUUCAAAAACUUUUCCCAACCAUUAUACCAUUGCAACAGGACUUUAUCCCGCUUGGCAUGGAAUCGUAGAUAAUCGUUUUUACGAUACCCAAUUCAAGGAUUUUUUCCGCAAAAGUACCAAAAAAUCUGGAUGGUUUCUCGGAGAACCGAUAUGGGAAACGGUACAAAAAGCGGGUCACAAAUCAGGAGUAUUUUUCUGGCCUGGAAGUGAAGGAGAGGGUAAAUGGCCCAAUUAUUGGAGGAAUUACAGUAGCUCUGUACCAUUCACAGAUCGUAUUGAUACAAUAAUCGAAUGGUUAACACUGCCGGAUAAUGAACGACCAUUACUUAUACAAGCAUAUUUUGAGGAACCGGAUCAUGCCGGGCAUGCGGGUGGACCGGAUUCUCAAAUGGUUCGCACGGCGAUGAUCUUAAUGGAUGGAAUGCUUAACUAUUUGAUAAAUCGACUGGCUGAAGAAGGUUUUAUGGGUUGCAUUAAUUUCAUCCUUCUUUCCGAUCAUGGUAUGCAACAAAUGGACAAGACAAGGUCUGUGAUUGCUCAGAGUUACUUAGGACCACAAUUCAGCGACAUUUUUUUUUCUGGCGUGGUAGCUCAAAUAAAAAUCAACCAGACCGCUUAUUCAUCUCAAAACGAUGCAGAUAAUGCAGUUAAUGAUUUAAUUUCGAAGAUGGAAUGUCGACAUGGAAAUAAUUAUUUAGUAUACAGAAAGGAUUUGGUUCCAAUAAGGUUUCAUUAUUCUGGUUCAUCAAGAAUAGGCGAAAUUAUCAUUAAAGGAGUUCCAGGAAUAUGCAUUUUCCUGACAGAUGAACAGAGAGAAUCGUACAAAAAUUUUGGCGACCACGGAUACGAUAACCGGAUUGAGAGCAUGAGAGCCAUCUUCAUUGCUGUCGGUCCUGAUAUUGCGCAAAAUCGGGAAAUCAGUAGCUUCCAGAACAUUGAGCUUUAUAAUCUAUUCGCAAAUUUAUUACGAAUUGAUGCGGCACCAAACAAUGGAACUAAUGGUACUUUAUUUACUGUACUCCGCAAUCCGCCAGCCUAUCCGAUAACGGCUGUCAAUCGUCCAUCAGAACAAUGCACUGAUAAGAUAAACAUAAAAAUUUGUAAUUUCUCACAUAACUGCCCGCUAAUGGAUGAUGUGUACCGGAAUUGUCCGAUGACAUUACACAGUUCUGUUAGUGCCGCUUAUCAUUUCACGGGUGAACUCUGCAGCAUAAAAUUAUGUGAUGCAAUUAUACAUUUUGAUAAAAAGUUGCGAAAGACAGUAAUGGUGGAAGGUAUCAUGCGGAAUAUUAUUUGGAUGAAAGAGAUAAAGGGAAAUUGUGUGACUUAUGUUGACAAUAUCACAGAGACUAAUUCAUAUGAAACUCCAAAGAAUGAAAACUACUCGCCAAUCUCACUAUUUGGAAAUCUUGACCGCUAUUAUACGCUUGAUCUAACUCAGUUGUUGGUGCCAAAAACAUUUGCUGAUGGAAUAUGGCAGUACGUUUUAAAUGAAACAGUUGAAUAUCUGGCCAAGUAUCGUAACUUACGGUUCUUUUCUGGUGCAGUAUAUGAUCAAGAUGGAGAUGGGGUACGCGACAGUGACGAUCUCAUCAGGAGAAGUGAUCCAACACAUUUAUUCUUCGUGCUCAUGUGGUGCGAAAAUAGCGUAUUAGUCGGUUAUACUUCAUGCAAAGAUAUUGUUUUCGUCCCUUACAUAUUACCUUUUAACGGCAAAAAUUUGAACUGUUUGAAACCUUCGGAAUAUCUCUAUGACAAUACAGCUCGCAUGCGGGAUAUCGAACUAUUGACCGGAAUGGAAUUUUUCACUGACCGAAAUAUUUGGUCAGAUGCGGAAGCAAUCCAAUUACGGACUUUGUUAUCGGAAAGAAAGCGAUCAUCAUAA